Messenger RNA from Symbiodinium natans, 2310 nucleotides. The record is from the annotation of a GenBank genome assembly. NCBI's taxonomy places the organism in Eukaryota, Dinophyceae, Suessiales, Symbiodiniaceae.
AUGUUGUGCUGCAUCCGCGUGCCCCUCGCCUUCGUCGAAGGGGCCCUCUCAAGUUGCCGUGGUGGGAUACCUGCGAGGUGCAUUCGCGCAACUCGUCAUCGAUUGGAGACGCGCUCGGAGGAGGUGGAGGCGACCAUCUCCUCGCUCAUGGCGCAGAGCGCGCCAGGGAUGAAGGAGCUCAACGAAGAAGAAGCUGCCAAUCAACUUUUCUCUUUGACAGUCUUCGCCUGCUAUGAACAUGUAGACAACAAGACAGUCGCCGAGGUCCUGCAGGGAGCAGAGAAGCUCGAUGAUGAGAAGAGCUCUGCAAUCUUUAGGGAUGUCCUUUCAGCUCGGCGACCCAGCCGAGCUCAAGUGGAACUCUACGAGUCCGUGGUCCAAGAGGAGCAAGCUCGUUUGAUUGAGCAGAUGACGCCCGAUGAGAUGCCCGGUGCACUGGGCAACAUCGGCCGGAAGAUGUCCACAGCCACGAAGGCUGCCUACGUGAUCGCUGUGCUCGCAGGCCACCCCUCGGAGCAUCUUGAAAUCUCUUCGGUCAUGGCCUACAGGCAGGUCAGCUCAGACAGCCACGGAGGGCGCUCAACGCCAGGUGCAGGAGAGCUGCAUGAGGUAGACCCAAACAACACCCUGAACUUCAAGAAUCGCGCACCUUCGAAGGCAAAUGCAACACCAAGCAAGGGCGCCGGCCUGGCGGGGCUCAGCUUGCGCAAGAACAUGGGCGCGGCUCAAGUGAAGAUCGAGACUCCUCGGACAGGGCGACGAGUCUCAGGGGCUGGUCAUGAUUUUUUUGAUGGAGAGAACAUCGACGACAUCGUGAAGUCGCUCAUCAGCACGAAGAAGAUCGACUCGGCUUGGCAGCGCAUCUCGAGGCGUGUCGCCACUCUGGAAACAUACAUCCAGUACAUCCGAGGCGGAGAGGGAGAUGACACCUUCAUCACACGCAAGGAGUUCAUCGAGUUUCUGAAGAGCCAAGAGGCCGAGGAGGAGCAGGAGGAGGAAGGCACGGACGAGGCGGCGCAGGGCGGAGAGCCCGAAGAGCCCAAGGAAGAUCCAAUUCUCGUGGAGCUCCGAGAAGCAUUGAAGGCUCAGGAGGAUGCCAACGCCAACGCGUUGAAGCAAGCCAUGGAAGGUGCCCGCAAAGCAGAUGAAGCCAAGUGGGUCCGGGUUGGCGACCUGGAGGAGAAGUGCCGGAAGCUGCAGGAGGCGCUGGCGGAGGAGCGCUCCGAGCGGCUCUCGGGCGAGGCAGCCUUCACGGAACAGUUGAAGAGCAUCUCCACCGCUUUGGAGGACCUCGAACCGCGCAUGCAAGCCUUUGCAACCAGCGAGGCUCGUCGACAUAUCUCCCAGCUUCUCUUUGGAGAGAGUGAAGCAGAAGCAUGGAUUGACGACAGCGAGCUGCCAAGGGCGAUGGAAGGGUCCUCGGAUGCCGACGGUACAGAAGCACCGGGGAGCGCGAGGGGAGGAGCCGGGGCCGAAGGCCCAGGGGAGUCUCUCCCCGAGGCCCGGCCAAACACGGCCACACUGGAGGUGCCCAAUCCUCUGCCGACGCGACCGCCCUCAAGCGCAUCGGCACGACCGCCCUCAAGCGCAUCGGCUGUGAUGCCGGAGGCCCGGUGGCAGCUCUGGGGAAUAUGCCUGUUCAUGAAGCCCUUCGGCUGGUCCUCUAUGGACUGGGAAUGUCAGCAUCAGGGGUCGGGUGGUCCCUUGCGGAAGGUGCUCCAGGCAGCGACGGUCACUUCUGAUGGCCUUUGCCGCAAUGCGUAUGAGCUUGGCACUCAGCUCAGCUUCGCCGCGCCUUCCGCAGGGACCUGCCGGCUCUUCGAAGAUGCAGCCCGGAAUACCGGGGCUCGGAAACUCGUUGCAACGCUGACUUGGAGGACGGCUGGCGACACCAGCGAGGAUGAGGAGCAGCAGAGGCGUGGAGGAGGCAGUAGGAGCCUGCAUCCGGAUGACGACGACUAUGAGAUGAAAGUCGUUCCUGCAGAUCCUUGGCUCGUGCGUAGCCGGUCGGGAUUUCAGGAGUCUCACGAUGAUGCCCAGCGCGAAACGAGGUUAUUGCGGCUGCAGAUAAGCCACCUCACCAGCCGCAUCAGCAAAGGAGGCAGAGCAGCCACAAUCCGGCACUACAUGGAGGUCAAAGACGAGCUCGAGCUGGAACUCAUGGCGUUGAAUAUGAAGGCAACAGAAAUGCACGACUUCCCGUCGUGGGCCUCAACGGUUUCCACUUGCGACACGGCCGCCAGCAAAGACGCGGUCGGUCAGCUGGAAUCUGGAGGUGACUUCGGCAGGGAAAGCCAGCUUGGGCUUUGA